GUGUGCGGGUGGACGUUCUGUGACUCAUGGGGUACUUGUAUCAUCGUGGGGCCACCCUGCUGUGGCGUGAAACCCAUCAAUAGUCGUAAUACCUGGGAAAGGGAGAUAACUGCCCGUAUCCUAGUCGUGUUGGAUGAACUGCGUGCUUGUUGUGGAGUUGUGACUUGAUGCGGAUCGCGUAAGACAAAGACAAUGGGGAACUGCUUAAAGGCUCAAGCAGCUGAUGACAUGUCACUGCUUCCUGGUGCGGAUGUGGGAAGGCUGUCAGCAUCUUCUGAUCAACUUGGGAUUCCUCCCUCAUAUGCACCUGAGGUAAAUUCAGUGGACCGUGCCACCGUGUUUUACCCGUCGCCGAACGUGGUGCGGACAGCCGCCCAGCUGACCGAGGAGGAGCAGGUCAAGAUCGCCAAGCGGAUGGGCCUGAUCCAGCACCUGCCGUCGGGCACGUACGACGGAGCCGCGCGGAAAAACAAGGAGUGCGUCAUCUGCAUGAUCGAGUUCUCGGUGGGCGAGCGGGUGCGCUACCUGCCCUGCCUGCACACUUACCACACAGAGUGCAUCGACGACUGGCUGAUGCGUAGCUUCAUCUGCCCCAGCUGCAUGGAGCCCGUCGACGCCGCCCUGCUCACCAGCUACGAGACCAGCUAGGCGAGCGUCGGCCGCGCCGGGGCCGGGUGGUACGCGCGCUCGUGCGGCCCGGCGGGGGACGCGGGGUCGCCUGCGAGCGCGGCCCGCGGGACUUGGGCGCCGCCGCCGGAGGUGUCGGCCUGGGCCCUGCGCCGCGCCAUCGGUCUGAGGCCGGCGGACGCUCGUGACGGGGCAUUGAGGCGCGGCGUGCGCGUCGGAUGUGAGCGGGCGCGGCGGGUGUCGUGGCGUCCCGGCCUGACUCCCUGACGGCAGCCGCGGCGGAUGUGAGCGGGCGCGGCGGGUGUCGUGGCGUCCCGGCCUGACUCCCUGACGGCAGCCGCGGCGGAUGUGAGCGGGCGCGGCGGGUGUCGUGGCGCCCCGGCCUGACUCCCUGACGGCAGCC
Pollicipes pollicipes is the source of this 1030-nucleotide messenger RNA. RefSeq names its product RING finger protein 11. The coding region runs from base 193 to 648 and encodes 151 amino acids. The record is from RefSeq and is a predicted model, not a curated record. Gene Ontology annotation, molecular function: ubiquitin protein ligase activity. Gene Ontology annotation, biological process: ubiquitin-dependent protein catabolic process. NCBI's taxonomy places the organism in Eukaryota, Metazoa, Arthropoda, Thecostraca, Pollicipedomorpha, Pollicipedidae. Gene Ontology annotation, cellular component: ubiquitin ligase complex. The transcript has 3 exons.